AUAUAUACGAGUGACUAUAUUUUUCGAGAGCAUAUAGACCUGUUCGUCUGUCAUUGGUCAAACACCAGGUGAGCAGAAACAGUUUCAGUAUAGACUAUAGAGCUCUGCAUUUCUCAAUGGAGGAGAGCGAUGAUGUCAGCGUGUCUCCCUCCAGUGGCGGCAACUUGGCUCGUAAAGUGGUGACGGUGGCUGCCGGAGAAGCUCACACUCUGGCCCUCACAGGUGAUGGGUAUGUGUAUUCAUGGGGGAGAGGCAUGUUUGGGCGGCUCGGAACCGGUUCGGAAUCCGACGAGCUCUGUCCGGUUCGGGUCAAAUUUAAACCAGAAAAGGGGCUCAAAUUUGUGGGAGUGGCUGCUGGUGCUUACCACAGUCUUGCUCUGGCUGAUGAUGGGUCCAUUUGGUGUUGGGGUUACAACAUCUAUGGCCAACUUGGUGUAAAUGGAGAAAAUUCUCUAGUACCCUGCUUGCUAGAGCGAUUCCUUGAGUUGGGCUCUGGAACGAGGAGUGAAGUGCCACUACAGGUUUGUUCUGUUAAGGCUGGAGGAAUGAUGUCCCUAGCAAUAGAUAAUCUCGGUACCCUUUGGAUGUGGGGCAAUUGUCCACUAGAAAGCAGCAGCAGUGAAGGUGGGUUCUCUCUUGUGAGCAGUUUCACUCCAACCCCAGUGUGGGAUUUCCAUGGCCACAUGGUUGUGAAGGUAGCAUGCGGAAAUGAGCAUGUAGUAGCCCUAGUCACGGCUGGAGAAACAUAUAAAGGUGAAGAUCUUAUAUGCUUCUCUUGGGGUAGUAACAAUCAUGGGCAGUUAGGCCUCGGGGAUAAAGAGAACCGGAGUCGUCCUGAAAUAGUAGAAGAUUUUAACAAGGACUCCAUAUUUGCGGUUUAUGAAGUAGCAUGUGGGGCUUUUCACACAGCUGUGCUUACCCACAAGAAAAGACCAAGUGAGACAUUAGAAAGCAUGUGCUGGACGUUUGGCCUUGGAGAAAAUGGGCAACUUGGGCAUGGAACCACCCAAAGUGCCUCAUCUCCUGAAACUGUGAAAGAAUUGCCACAAUAUGUGUAUCUGAUCUCUGUUGACUGUGGCUUAUUCCACACUAGUGUUGUUUCAUCUGCAGGAGAUGUGUGGUCAUGGGGGAUGGAGAAGGGUCUCGGUCUAUGCCCAGAUGCUAGUUUUACUGGGACAGAUGCAGGGGAUGCCAUUUCUCCCUUACAGAUUCUGUGUAACGGAUCCAAUGGGUCUAAAUUUCAGGAGCCGGUCCAAGUUGUAUGUGGUGCUGCCCAUACUGUUCUUGUAGCAAAUGAUGGAUAUAAGCUUUGGUCUUGGGGGAGAGGAAGAAGUGGGGUUCUCGGAAAUGGCAAGACAAUCGACUGUUUUUCUCCCACUGUUGUAUUGUGGCCUCCACUUACAGAGGAUUUCAAGCAAGAAGAACUAAAUACUGUUGGGGAGGGAGACAGAAUUGCGGAAGAGAAUUCUAAAGGAGUCACCAAAACAGAAAAAGCCUUGUGUUCAGCAAUUGAAGAAACGAAACUUCUUCAAUCAAAACUCGCAGUGAUGGAACGAUAUGCUGACAUACUUCAUGGUUCAAUAUUUGGAAAACCCUUGGAAGAGCAGGAUAUUCCAAUCUCCUUGCAGAACUCAGGUAUUCAUGACAUUGGAAAGGAAUGGGACAGAAUGCUAGAGUCAGCAGAUCCUGCGAAGCUCGUAAGGUUGGAAAAGUUCUAUCAAAAAAUGCUUGAAGGUGUUAAAGAAAAGCUGUUGAAGAAAAGGAUUCAGGAGAUAGUAAAAGAGUGUCUCAGUUCUACUAUAAACAAAGUAUAGGUAAUGCAUGUGUGUUUAUAAUAUCAUUGUAUUGAUAUUGUACAUAUACACAAUUCGAAUGAUCAUGGAGAUGUCUUUAUUCGUUUA
Molecule: messenger RNA, 1901 nt
Organism: Rosa rugosa (rugosa rose)
Lineage: Eukaryota; Viridiplantae; Streptophyta; Magnoliopsida; Rosales; Rosaceae
Product: ultraviolet-B receptor UVR8-like
Exons: 5
Coding region: 117-1814 (565 amino acids)
Source: RefSeq, a predicted model, not a curated record